AUGAAAUCGGACCCAUGCACCAGGAGGUCAAAUGUCCUCUGUGAAUUCCACCAAGAAAGAGAAGACAAGACCGAAGAUUGCAUAGGUCUGCAGCAAGAAGUAGUUAGGAUGUUGAACCAGGGGUACCUAAAAGAACUGCUCAGCGAUAAAGGGAGGGCCAACUUCGCCAGAGGACGCGAUCCAUCUCAGGGACCUCCAAAGCCACCGUCGCCAGCACGCACCAUACAGAUGAUCAUUGGCAGUGGCGACGACACGGUAAUUAACCAUGUGAAAUUCACCACCACCUAUAAACUCAAUCAGACGGUCGCUCACGAAUGGUAUGAUGACCUCAAAGACAGUAUCAUCUUCGAUAAUUCAGAUGCCGACGAUUUGUCUUUCCCUCACUAUGAUGCUUUGGUUAUUAUUUUACGCUUCGCUGAUAUAGAUGUAAAAAGAAUCAUGGUGGAUGACGGAAGCGGCGCGUGUAUUGUUCACCCGCGAGUUCUCAUGCAAAUGAGGCUUGAGGAUAAAAUAAUACCGCGUUGCAUAACACUAACGGGUUGUAAUAAUGCAGUAGAGCGGACAUUCGGAGAAAUAGUGUUACCUGUCCUAGCAGGAGGAGUGACACUGGAAAUAAUAUUCCAUGUCAUGAACAGGAAACAACUUAAAACGCCAUCAUAG
This is a messenger RNA of Nicotiana tabacum (common tobacco), 660 nucleotides long. RefSeq lists its product as uncharacterized. The record is from RefSeq and is a predicted model, not a curated record. NCBI's taxonomy places the organism in Eukaryota, Viridiplantae, Streptophyta, Magnoliopsida, Solanales, Solanaceae.